CCUCCCUCAACUAAAUCCCGCCUUAUCUUCCCGAAGUGAACUCGGCGCUGAUGGAGGCCGCGACCAUUGCCGCCACCUACCCUGUCAGCCCGUUCUUUGGAAGCCCUCACUCUCGUCCCUAUGUGAGGGGUUUCCGCUGCUUCGGCCUCUCGAUUCCUCUCUCGCGGCUUUUUGCUGCUUCCAUGAAGUAUCGAGAUCACCGUAGACAGGUCGCCACACGGAGCUCCGGCGAACGGAUAACCGCUCAGCCUUCAUCAGAGCUCCGGAGGAAGAACACUGGCGGAAUUGGGGGCUCCGAGGACGAGAAGCUCAGAUCCCUCCGAGCGCUCUUCUCGAGGCCGGGGAUAGGGAUCGACGCCUACAUCAUUCCCUCUCAGGACGCGCACCAGAGUGAAUUUAUUGCAGAAUGCUUUAUGAGAAGAACCUACCUAACAGGCUUUGAUGGUAGUGCUGGAACUGCUGUGGUGACCAAAGACAAGGCUGCCCUUUGGACUGAUGGCCGCUAUUUUCUUCAGGCGGAGAAACAAUUAGGACGUGAUUGGAUUCUCAUGAGAAGUGGAAAUAUUGGUGUUCCAACAACUACUGAGUGGCUGAACGAAGUAUUGCCGUCUGGUUGCAAAAUUGGUGUUGACCCUUUCCUGUUUUCCUACGAUACAGCAGAGGAAAUGAAAGCAGCAGUUUCCAAAAACAAUCAUGAGCUGGUCUUUGUAUAUGAUUGCAAUCUUGUGGAUGAGAUAUGGAGAGAAUCAAGACCAAAGCCUCCUUUUAAGCCAAUUAGAGUGCAUGAUAUCAAGUAUGCUGGUGUAGAUGUCUCUUCAAAACUGUCUACUUUACGAUCAGAACUUAUAGAAGCAAGUUGUACGGCUACUGUUAUAUCAAUGCUUGAUGAAGUUGCUUGGCUUUUAAACUUGAGAGGAAGUGAUGUUCCACAUUCACCUGUCUUCUAUUCAUAUUUGGUUGUGAGUUAUACUAGUGCCACCUUAUUUGUUGAUGCUAAUAAGGUUACUGAGGAAGUAUUGGUUCAUCUGUCAAAAGCUGGAGUACAAUUGAGACCAUAUGAAGCCAUUCUUUCUGAGAUAGAGAGUUUGUCUGACCAAGGGGCAAAACUUCUGUUGGAUCCAUCAACUGUAAAUGCCGCAAUUGUCAACCUAUUCAAUUCUGCUUCUAAUAGACAUCUACAUAGAUCUGAAAAUAAAGUUAAGGGAAACAUUGGUCGAGGAACUCAUCUUGAAAGUACAACACAAAAAGACGCACCGGUUCAGGUUAAUGGGCACAAUACUCUAUUUAAGAUUUCCCCCAUCUCUCUAUCCAAGGCCCUGAAAAAUGAAGCAGAAAUCAAGGGGAUGCGGAAUGCACAUCUGAGAGAUGCAGCUGCAUUAGCAGAAUUUUGGGCUUGGCUGGAAGAUGCAGUUCACAAGAAUAUGAAUCUAACAGAAGCGGAAGUUGCCCAAAAACUACUUGAAUUUCGCAGAAAGCAGUUUGGUUUUAUUGACACUAGCUUUGAGACUAUCAGCGGCUAUGGUGCAAAUGGAGCUAUUAUACAUUACCGCUCAAAUCCUGAUAGUUGCAGCAUUGUUGGUGACAAAAAUCUCUUCCUUUUAGAUAGCGGUGGUCAAUAUGUUGAUGGUACUACUGACAUUACACGAACGGUGCAUUUUGGUGAUCCUACGGCUAGGCAGAAGGAAUGCUUCACUAGAGUUUUACAGGGUCAUAUAGCUUUGGAUCAAGCAAUAUUCCCUGAACGUACUCCUGGUUUUGUGUUGGAUGUGCUUGCCCGAUCUUCUCUAUGGAAAAUUGGGCUUGACUAUCGACAUGGUACUGGACAUGGGGUAGGAGCUGCAUUAAAUGUCCAUGAAGGCCCGCAAAGUAUAAGCUUUCGAUAUGGAAAUAUGAUUGCUCUGCAGAUGGGUAUGAUUGUUAGUAAUGAACCUGGAUAUUACGAAGAUCAUUCCUUUGGCAUCCGAAUUGAGAAUCUUCUUCACGUUAAGGAGGAGAAGGUUCCCAAUAAUUUUGGAGGCAUUAGAUAUCUAGGAUUCGAAAGGCUUACAUUUGUGCCAAUCCAGAGUAAGCUAGUUGAUUGCUCAUUGCUGUCUUUUGCGGAGACCAAAUGGUAUAAUGAAUAUCAUUCAGAAGUUUGGGAAAAGGUUUCACCUCUAGUGGAAGGAGCUGCUCAAGAAUGGCUCUGGAAAAAUACUCGGCCCCUCCCCCUUCCACAGCAAUAAAUGUCCUCAUCAGGCAAAUCAUUUCUUCUGUUAUAGUCUGCAAGAUAAAAAAUAUGUUUAUAAGAACUGAAUGAUAACGAAGUCGAGCUAAUACGAGCAAUUAUACAAAUAUUGUCAGUAACGCUUAGAAAUACUGGAAACUAUUGUAAUAUAUGCAUGAAGACAUUUUUCCAGUUUGAUAGUGAAGGCUAACAAAGUGGUCUCAUUCUCAUUA
Dendrobium catenatum is the source of this 2436-nucleotide messenger RNA. RefSeq names its product aminopeptidase P2. Gene Ontology annotation, molecular function: metalloaminopeptidase activity. NCBI's taxonomy places the organism in Eukaryota, Viridiplantae, Streptophyta, Magnoliopsida, Asparagales, Orchidaceae. The coding region runs from base 51 to 2222 and encodes 723 amino acids. The transcript is spliced from 13 exons. The record is from RefSeq and is a predicted model, not a curated record.